AUGAACCUGCAAGCGUGUGAGUCUCGGAUCCGGAUCAGCAAGGAGCAAGCCCUUAAAGGCAAGAAAGUCUGGGCACAGAUCCCAGUGAAAGCCAUGUCCCUUCCCCCACAUAACUUCAGCGAGAUCAAUCAGGAUCUUUCUGCAAACUGCAAGUCCGGCACUGCGUUCUUUGAUGCACCUAUUCCUGGCGCUGAUCCCGGCCUGCUCUCGAAGAAAGCCCCGGCCACCCAGUCGGCUCCGCUGAAAGCUGACGUCCUGAGGGCUCAUGAUCGGUUGAAAGACUCGAUGAGCCAGAUUGCAGCUAAC
This is a messenger RNA of Symbiodinium necroappetens, 306 nucleotides long. Lineage: Eukaryota; Dinophyceae; Suessiales; Symbiodiniaceae. The record is from the annotation of a GenBank genome assembly.